AUGGCGACCCCCCAGGAAGCACAGUACCUGAGUACUCCGAUCAUGAAGGCCUAUGUUCGGAGCGUAUUCGAGGACAAGGAGGACGACAGACACCCACUUCAAGCAAAGAUUGAUAGCUUUGUUCAGAAGGUAGUCGACCACUAUUUCACAAUUCCAGGUCUCAUUAGCGAGACUCAGUCCUACCCAGACUCGAAAACAAGUCUUCAAAGGACAAACAUUACCAUCUCUCUCUCUUAUCGAGGCAAGUUGAAGAAGGUGGUGGUUAUUGAAGCUAAGCGAUUUCCACGUCCACAAGGUGAACUUCGCCCCAACUGGUACAUUACACGCCAGAGUGUUUGGAACAAAGCGAAGACACAGCUCAGGAAGUACUUUGAACUUUCGAGGAAAAGAGAUAAGUGGUCGAAGGACAUGUUGAAGGUCAACUCACACAAGCUGGGGGAUUAUCAAGCACCGAGUUUGUCUGAAGAAGACCAGAAACGAAAAUACUUCUCCAUUCGCGUGGACAGUCUGUUGGUUGAGGAAGUUUUGCUUGAUAUCAAAGCUUUAGUUAUGCCAGGAUUGAGAGACCUAAAUGCGCAACCUUAA
This is a messenger RNA of Talaromyces atroroseus, 585 nucleotides long. RefSeq lists its product as hypothetical. The transcript is spliced from 2 exons. Lineage: Eukaryota; Fungi; Ascomycota; Eurotiomycetes; Eurotiales; Trichocomaceae. The record is from RefSeq and is a predicted model, not a curated record. The coding region runs from base 1 to 585 and encodes 194 amino acids.